GACAGACUUGAAGAGAGGUGAAGAUGGCCGACUGAAGUUCAGCAGGACAGAAAAACAACAUUUAACAGCCGACUGAACAAAAGGAGAAGAAAUGAGAUUUAAAUGAAAGAAAAUAAAACUUCUGGACAGAAACUCUCAUCGUUACACUCAGAGCUCCUCUCCUCCUCUUCCUCCUCCUCAUCAUGCCUACCAUCCACCCACAUCUAAAUUCCUCUCAUCCAUUACCUCAUGCAUCAGGAUCUCAUCCUACUGCUCACCCCACCUCUGCCCACACUAACACCACCGCCAACCCGGUCGCCGUCGCCGCAGUCCACUUCUUCAACGACCUGCUGGACAAGAUCCCCUUGCCUCGAUGGGCGAUUUACACCAUCUUUGUGGCCGGUGCUCUGCUGAUUCUGCUCUGCUGUCUGUGUAUCUGCUGCAAGUGCUGCUGCAAAGGAAAGAAGAAGAAGCAGAACAAGAAGAAUGAGAAGAUCAAUCUGGAUGGAGUGAACGGAAAAACCACCACAGCUCUGGUUCAGCCAGGUGUGGGGGACGUGGACUAUGGAUCGGCCAAACAGCAAAGGGGACAGCUGCUCUACUCUCUGGAAUACAACGGCGCUCAGUCUGAGCUCACUGUGGGGAUCAAACAAGCCAAAAGUCUGAAGGCCAUGGACCUGGGAGGAAGCUCGGACCCGUACGUCAAAGUCUACAUCUGCCCAGACAAAAACAAAACCUGCGAGACCAAAGUGUUCAAACACACGCUUAGCCCCGUGUUCAACGAACAAUUCAACUUCACGAUAUCGAAGUCUUCCCUCCAAAAGUCGACGUUGGUGAUGCAGGUGUAUGACUUCAACAGAUUCUCCAAACACAACAUCAUCGGUGAGCUGAGGCUGCAGCUCUGCGACGUCGACUGGAACCACGUUAUCGAGGAGUGGCAGGACCUCGCAGAGCCCGCCAAGUUUGAGGAUGAAAACCUGGGGGAGAUCUGCUUCUCCCUGCGUUACGUUCCCACUGCCGGCAAACUGACUGUGGUGAUCCUGGAGGCCAAAGACCUGAAGAGCAUGGACAUCGGAGGAAGCUCAGAUCCUUAUGUGAAGGUGCAGUUGGCUCUGGACAAGAGAAAGUGGAAGAAAAGGAAGACGUCUGUUAAAAAGAAGACGUUGAACCCUUAUUUCAACGAGUCCUUCACCUUCGACGUGUCGUUUGAACAAAUCCAGAAGGUGAACCUGGUGAUCUCUGUGUGGGACCACGACACCAUGACGCGGAACGACGCCAUAGGGAAGAUCUUCCUGGGCUGCAACGCGUCGGGGAACCAGCUGAAGCACUGGGCCGACAUGUUGUCCAACCCACGGCGGCCGAUCGCUCAGUGGCACAACCUGCUGUCGGCCGAGCAGGUCAACUCCGAACUGACCCUGAAAAAGAAGAUACCCCUCGUCAACAAAUUACCCUUCUGAGCGGUGGUCCUGUCAAACAUGGAAAUAUUUCAAAUACACCAGUACAAGGACAUUUAAAUAGGCCUACUGUGUAAAGAUCAUUUGUCAGAUGCUCUUCUGGGACAGAAAUUGUUAAAUUUAUCUGAUUACAUUUUAGAAUUAUAUUUUGGUAUUAAAUUUAAGUUAUGAAUCGUAUUUUGAUUUCUAACCUGAGGACUUUUUCUGUAUGAAUUGUUUCAUACAAAACAAAUUUAAUCCCACAAAUUUAUGAAAGUAAAGUUUGCUGUAAUACAUAUUAAACAUAUGUUAUCUCAUGUAAUCACA
Molecule: messenger RNA, 1739 nt
Organism: Micropterus salmoides (largemouth bass)
Lineage: Eukaryota; Metazoa; Chordata; Actinopteri; Centrarchiformes; Centrarchidae
Gene: syt8
Product: synaptotagmin VIII
Exons: 9
Coding region: 183-1436 (417 amino acids)
Biological process (GO): calcium ion-regulated exocytosis of neurotransmitter; regulation of dopamine secretion; synaptic vesicle endocytosis
Cellular component (GO): synaptic vesicle membrane; dense core granule; axon
Molecular function (GO): calcium-dependent phospholipid binding; calcium ion binding; phosphatidylserine binding
Source: RefSeq, a predicted model, not a curated record